Zingiber officinale is the source of this 1810-nucleotide messenger RNA. RefSeq names its product 8-amino-7-oxononanoate synthase-like. The record is from RefSeq and is a predicted model, not a curated record. Gene Ontology annotation, molecular function: transferase activity; pyridoxal phosphate binding. Lineage: Eukaryota; Viridiplantae; Streptophyta; Magnoliopsida; Zingiberales; Zingiberaceae. Bases 129 to 1502 code for a protein of 457 amino acids. The transcript is spliced from 11 exons. Gene Ontology annotation, biological process: biosynthetic process.
UUAUUACGUCAUCAAACGAGCUUCGAACACCACGACGCUUGCUCGGCUUGGAUCGAUUACAGCCCCCCGAAGCGAGCGGCGCAGCCUCCCUUCCAUCCCUCUCCUUCGUAUCCUCUCUACGGCGACUCAUGGCGCUUUGGGACCAGUGGGUGGAGGCGGCUCUCUCGAAGUUGGCUUCCAGGAGCCUGUUGCGUUCCACUCGCCCCAUCUCCCUCUCGCCCACUCCGUCGAUCGACGGGCUCGAGACGUUCGACGGGCCGCGGCAUUUCGAUAGGUCUUCGGUCGAGGUGGACAUGGACGAAUGCACCUUCAGCCAGUGGCUUUCGGAACUCCCCAACCUCGCAGGAGGUGAGACCAGAUGUAAGGAUAAGAAUGUCAGCAGGAAGCUGCUGCUUUUUUCAGGGAAUGAUUAUAUGGGUUUGAGCUUCCAUCCGUCCCUGAGGAAGGCUGCUGCAAAGGCAGCUCAAGAACAUGGUAUGGGUCCAAGGGGUUCUGCUUUGGUCUGUGGCUAUACUAAUUAUCACCAACUACUUGAAAAAUCUUUGGCGGAACUGAAGAUGAAAGAGGAUUGCCUUCUUUGCCCUACUGGAUUUGCUGCCAACUUGGCUUUUAUGUCAGCUCUUGGAAGCAUCAGUUCUCUGUUGUCCAUUAAUGGCAAACCAUCACAGGAUGCGAGAAUUGCCAUUUUUUCAGAUGCCUUGAAUCAUGCAUCUAUAAUUGAUGGGAUUCGUCUUGUUGAGAGGCUGCAAGAAGCUAAAGUCUUUGUGUAUAAGCAUGGUGACAUUGGUCAUCUCAAUACUUUGUUGUCAGGCUGCAAGAUUGAAAAAAAAGUUGUCAUCACUGAUACUCUAUUUAGUAUGGAUGGAGAUUUUGCUCCAAUAGCUGAUCUUGUAAAUCUUCGCAAGAAGCACAACUUUUUAUUAGCUGUUGAUGAUGCUCAUUCCAUGCUUGUGUGUGGGAAGAAUGGUGGAGGUAUACUAGAAGAAUAUGGGUGUGAAAGUGAUGUUGACAUAUGCAUUGGCACUCUCAGUAAAGCAGUUGGUUGCCAAGGUGGUUUCAUUGCAUGCAGCAAUAAAUGGAAACAACUAGUGCAGUCAAGGGGUCGCUCCUUCAUAUUCUCAACUUCACUUCCAGUGCCUGUUGUUGCAGCUUGUCAUGCUGCUCUUUUUGUGGCAAGAAAGGAGAAGUGGAGGCAAAUUGCAAUUUGGAACAGGGUGCAUGAAUUCAAUGUUCUGACCCAAAUGAACAUCACAAGUCCAAUAAUUUCUCUGGUUAUUGGUAGUGAAAAGGCGGCACUCAGUGCUAGCAGGCAUAUGCUUCAAUCUGGUUUUCAUAUAACUGCUAUCAGGCCGCCUACAGUCCCUCCAAAUUCUUGCAGGUUGCGGAUUACACUCAGUGCUUCCCAUUCUUUCGACGAUGUCAAAAGGCUCGUUUCUGCUUUAUCCCGCUGGUUUAGUUUCCCAGCUGUCGGUGACAAUGCUCAAAUAGCUUCGAAACUCUGAAAGUUAUAGCAGCUUUAUUAGGAGAACAUUAGGUACCAAGGAUUAUAAGAUCAUAAAUAUCUAUAGGAAAUACAUUCAAAUUGGAAACUAAGAAAUCCAUAGUUCAGACACCAAUGAGCUUUGCAUUGGAGUUUGUCAGAGUAGCCGAUCCAUUUUCUAUUCAGACGGAAACAAGUAGGGCCAAACUGUAUUUCGUUCCAAUUUCUGGCAUUGCAAAUCAUAGUUAUACUGUACAAAUGGAAUGGACUGGACUACACUACAUGACCUUUUUCCGGUUGGUACAUAGAGUUUUAUCCUGCAUUGUAAUA